AGUCAACUUACUGGACGCUAAUUCUGUUAAUCGUUACCAGAAACCCAAGUUACUUUUUAUCAUGAUUCCUAAUGUUCUUCAUUCUUUUUAGCUUUCCAUCAUGAAGGUUCUAUUUUACGCAACCCUGAUAUUGGCUACCAUCGUACUAAUCUUCCACACAGCUACUGCAUGUCUAUCUGAUGGUGAGAAGUGUGUUUACGACCCAUCUGGACAAACAUUUGCUGAUUGUUGCUCAGGCUUUUGCUACCAACAAGUGUCGAUCAUGAAGGGCCUAUUCUAGGCAACCUUGGUACUGGCCACCAUUGCACUUAUCUUCCACACCGCUACUGCAUGUCUAUCUGACGGUGAGAAGUGCGUUUACGACCCAUCUGGACAAACGUUUGCAGACUGUUGCUCAGGUUUUUGCUACCAACAAGCUGGAUGGGCAGAAGGAUACUGCAAGACCCAAUAAACUACCAGC
This is a messenger RNA of Acanthoscelides obtectus, 460 nucleotides long. NCBI's taxonomy places the organism in Eukaryota, Metazoa, Arthropoda, Insecta, Coleoptera, Chrysomelidae. The record is from the annotation of a GenBank genome assembly.